Messenger RNA from Capsicum annuum, 599 nucleotides. RefSeq names its product peamaclein. NCBI's taxonomy places the organism in Eukaryota, Viridiplantae, Streptophyta, Magnoliopsida, Solanales, Solanaceae. The record is from RefSeq and is a predicted model, not a curated record. The transcript has 2 exons. The coding region runs from base 78 to 344 and encodes 88 amino acids.
CUAUAUAUAGAAAGCUAACAUUCUCUCAGACUUGCAAGUUUGAUUUAUUCAUUUGAAAUAUAAUUCUUCUCAAAAUAAUGAAGCUAAGUUUUGCAACCUUGGUUCUGGGUACAAUUCUUCUUACUUCUUUCUUCAUUCAACCUACAAUCGCUGGUUCAGCUUUCUGUGAUUCAAAGUGCAAUUUUAGGUGUUCAAAGGCAGGACGAAAGGACAGAUGCUUGAAGUAUUGUGGGAUAUGUUGUGCAGAUUGUAAUUGUGUUCCGUCUGGAACUUUUGGAAAUAAAGAUGAGUGUCCUUGCUACAGAGACAAGAAGAACUCUAAGGGUGGCCCUAAAUGCCCUUGAAUUUACUUACCCUUUCUCCCAAUUGUUGUUCACAAAGUCUUAAUUAUUUAAAAAUCCUUCAAGCGGCAUGAUUGUCGUGAAAUAAGUAUGAUUUUUAUAAUAAAUAUAAGUCACCAAAUGGGUGUCUUUUGUAUAAUUUAUUUUAUGAUGUUGCUGAAUAAACUGAGCUUUACGGCUUGUUUGGAUAGUCGUUACCUAUUACAUUACAUUGUAUCUAUGAUAUUCCUAUUUCAAGUAUAAUAAUUUUGUGGACCA